Glycine soja is the source of this 2467-nucleotide messenger RNA. Its product is annotated as BRCA1-associated RING domain protein 1-like. Gene Ontology annotation, biological process: positive regulation of transcription by RNA polymerase II; negative regulation of fatty acid biosynthetic process; double-strand break repair via homologous recombination. Bases 245 to 2281 code for a protein of 678 amino acids. NCBI's taxonomy places the organism in Eukaryota, Viridiplantae, Streptophyta, Magnoliopsida, Fabales, Fabaceae. Gene Ontology annotation, cellular component: BRCA1-BARD1 complex; BRCA1-A complex; plasma membrane. The record is from RefSeq and is a predicted model, not a curated record. Gene Ontology annotation, molecular function: ubiquitin-protein transferase activity; metal ion binding. The transcript is spliced from 13 exons.
GGAAAGUUGAGAGCGAAAAGGAAAAGUGGCGCUCGCGCUCGAAAACUUAAACGUCGUCGCAGCGAGGCGCCAAUGAAAUCCGUGACCGCGCCCUCAUUCAUCGUCAACCAAUCUGAGCCGUCCACGUUUCCAUCACAUAGCAUCAUUUCUGAAAAGACCGCCUCUCCAUAAAAACCAAAUAAAAUCUCAAAUCUCUUACCAGCUUCUUUUCUUUCUUCCCCCCUUUUUCUCUAACCCAACAAACAUGGAUGAUUCUGGAAGUAAAACUAAACUACUGAAUCCAUGGAUGCUCCACUUUCAGAAACUCGCUCUCGAACUCAAGUGCCCUCUCUGUUUGAGUUUGUUCAAGAGGCCGGUAUUACUUCCAUGCAACCACUUGUUCUGCAAUUCAUGUUUGGCUGAUUGCAUAACGGCUGGGUCUGAAUGCGCUGUUUGCAAGACAACGUAUGCUCAAACAGAUGUAAGGCACAUACCUUUUGUGGAAAACGUGGUGGCAAUAUAUAGAAGCUUGGAUGCCACUUUUUGUGCUAGUUUGUUUCAGUCGCGUUCUUCUGGUGAUGGGAGGGUUUUGGAGCCGUGCCAAACAAUUCUUAAUUCAACUUCUAGUAGUUUAAAAACUGGCAAGCUUCCUCGGAACUUAACUAAUUUGAAUGAGGUUGGGGUUGGCCAAACUUUCAAAUCCAAGAGUGUGGUGCAUGAUAAAGCUGAGGAGCUUGAGUUGUCUUGUGGGAGAGGGAAGCCCAAUCCAAUGCAAUCUUCCCUGAUGGGACUUGGGGGCCGAGAACAGUGUGGAGUUAUGGAAAUGGAUGUGAAUCAAGUAACACAAUCAGCACCUGAUAGCCCGCCCUUUUGUGAUACCAAAGGUUCAGAUAAUGACUGCAGUGAUCAAGAUAGUGAGCAUCCAUUACCUCCUGGCAGAUUGGAAAAUUCUUCACUAAACAGAGCAAGCACAGGAAAUGGAAAUUUGAAAGAAAGAAUGGGACAGCUUAGGUCUGAAAGUUCGGCCUCUGAAACUGAGGGUCUGGCAAGGGAUCUCAAGAGGCAGAAGAUUCUGGACUUUAAACCUGGAAAGGACCCUGGUGCACCAUUGCCCACAAAUGCUUCAAUUUACUUGUGUCCAAUUGGAAGGAUCUGCUCAUUUUGCCAAUCCUCUAAAAUCUCAGAGGUUACUGGACCAAUGCUGCAUUAUGCAAAUGGGAACUUAGUUACCGGAGAUGCAGCCAUGAAACCAAAUGUUGUACCUGUGCAUAGAAUUUGCAUUGACUGGGCACCACAAGUGUACUUUGAUGGUGAAGUGGUUAAGAAUUUGAAGGCAGAGGUGGCAAGGGGAGCAAAACUUAAAUGCAGUAAAUGUAAUCUAAAGGGAGCUGCUCUUGGCUGCUAUGUCAAAUCCUGUAGAAGAACUUAUCAUGUUCCUUGUGCAAUGGACAUCUCAGAUUGCCGUUGGGAUCAUGAGGAUUUUCUCUUGCUCUGUCCUGUCCAUUCAAAUGUCAAAUUUCCAUGUGAGAAAAUUAGGUCCAAGAAACAGGCAACACAGAAGCAUCCCACUUUGUCUCAUCUGCCAUCUCACCACUCAAAUCCUAUUGAAGCUUCCCAUGAUGAUGAUGAAAAAUUAGUAUUUUGUGGAUCUGCUCUAUCAAAUGAAGAAAAGGUACUUUUGAUCAAUUAUGCAAGCAAGGUUGGUGCUACUGUGACCAAGUUUUGGACCUCAAAUGUCACUCAUGUAAUUGCAGCAACUGAUGCACAUGGAGCAUGCUCCAGGACAUUGAAAGUUCUGAUGGCAAUUCUAAAUGGACGAUGGGUUCUAAAAAUGGAUUGGAUAAAAGCAUGCAUGGAAGAGGUAAAUCCUGUGGAGGAAGAACCAUAUGAAAUUAAUCUUGACAACCAAGGAUGUCAAGGUGGCCCAAAAGCUGGCAGACUUGGGGCAUUGGCCAAUGAGCCAAAGCUAUUCAAUGGCUUAAAGUUUUAUUUUUCUGGGGAUUAUGUGUCAACUUAUAAGGAAGAUCUCGAAGAAUUAAUUGAAGUGGGAGGAGGUAGUGUUUUGAGAAGCAAGGAAGAAUUGGAAUCACAAAGACAUGAAUGCAAAGGAGAUUCUUCACAGUUGCUGAUUGUUUACAACCUGGAUCCUCCUCAAGGAUGCAAAUUGGGGGAGGAAGUUUCAAUUCUUUGGCAAAGGCUAAACGAUGCAGAGGAUUUAGCUGCUAACACUUUACAAGUCAUUGGUCACACAUGGAUUCUUGAAUCAAUUGCUGCAUGUAAAUUGCAGCCUUUUGUUAACUAAAAUGCAUUAGGUAGCUGAUAUUUUGCCUAUCACUUGAUAGGGUGUUCGUUCUCCAGAAGAAUUGGUCAAUUGUGUACAUGAUAUAGCUUGAAUUUAUUUUGUCUUACUCUGGUCACUGGAUGUUAGGGUGUAAUAUUUAUGUAACAUUAGUUUUGUCUGCUCUUUUACUAACUUGGUUUUGUUUGC